AUGAUAAAAUUGUUCAUUGAAUUUUACAGCAAGCCAACUGUCAACUGCAUCCGAAAAUGGAAGCCUGUCUCGCAGAAUAAUCGGUCCCAGGUCCACACUGAUUUUGCCAAGUGUGUCUUUUAUUUUUGCAUUUUCGAAAUCAUGAAUUAUCAGAUUUACUCUCGUUUUUUUUGCAACUAAAUUGAGAACCGUAACAAUUAGACAAUACUUAAUCUUUCAGAAAACCGGGUGAAAUGGUUUCCCUGCAUCAGCAAUGUCAAAUUGCCUUUGGACCGAACUUUGGAGCGUGUCCUGUGGGUUGUUUUUCACUGGUUUUCUAGUAGAGGGUUAAGAUAAUUGAGAAAAAAUAUUGAAAAGUUUCUUUUUUAUAUAGUCGAUCCUCCUUCCCGACUUGAAAGGCGAGAUAGGUAGAUCCGACUUAUUUAGUAUACGCUGAUAAAUGUUUCAUGAAACUCUUGAACUUUUUCCUUUCUAGAAUAACGAGUACUACCACGGUCGACCCAUUUGUAAACGAAUCUGGUGUAAAGACCGUCGACUGAAAAGAUCGGAGCCUUGCCAAACUCUCACUUAUUUCCCCGCUUUUGAUGGAACCGAAUGUGCGAGGAAUAUGGUUCAUUUUCUCUCCUUUUUUUGAUAAAGGAAAAAACGUUUCAGUGGUGCAUCGCUGGGGAAUGCAUUGAGAACCCGAAGAAAUGGAUAGGUAUAAUCCGAAUAAUUUGAAAAAUAAAAGUUUUUGAUUUCAGACUGCAAGGAUCUGAACGCCAAGACUUGUUCUCGAUAUUCCAAGUCGAAAUUGAAACACUACUGCAAUUCGAAGCAUUUUCAAGAUAUUUGCUGUCGUACGUGUUCCAAAAUAAAAACUACUGCUUGAUAUUGUUAACAAAUGUACAUAAAACUUUAAUCGAAAAGUGUUCUUUCUGUCCAAUACAAAGGUAGGCAAAUUUUUAGUGCAUUUUUUUUAAAAACGCCUUUUUUCGCUUGAAAUUUCAUUUUCAAAAAAUUUUGCUACAUCAAAAUCACACAUCAAAGGUCGAAAGCACUCCACGAGUCCUGUUUGGUAGCGAACACGCUGCAAUCCAGGCUUAUCAUUUAUUGCCAAUUUUGAUAACGACAAGUGUUUCUGGCAGUUUUGAAGCAUGAAGUUGGUUUUCCUCGCUGCUUUGACCGUCGUCGUCAACGGCUGGUACUAUGGACGACCUGAUCCGGGCUCCAGCACAACGUAAAAUUUUAAACUCCACUUUUAAUUAGAGUAAUUUUUGAUCAGAAAUAAAAAAGAAUAACAAGAAAAAGGCAAAGACGGAUGAUAGGCUUCUCAAUGAGGUUGUGGAUAAACUGGUUAAUAUAAAAUAGACAAGAGAUAUACCAAAAAAAUUAGAAUAUUUUCCAAAAAAAAAACUUUUUGAAAAGUUGGGCGUCAAAGUACGCACUUACGCCUGCGUGUAGACUUAACGGAUUUCGUAAAACGACAAGAGAUAGUUUUCAAUAAUUUUGUGCGCAAUUCGGAAAGAAAAAAAAUCAUUUGCAUGUUUCUAAAUCAAUAAUUGUGUUCAAUCAGUUGUUUUAAAAUAUUAAGCUUCUGCUUAGUUACUAUAAAUGAUUAGUUUCAAUGAAAGAAACGUUAAAAAUAUAUUUUUCUACGUUAAAAAUCUUACCAGUUAGACUUUUUUCCAAAUUUAGGCAUAAUUGAAAUUUAAGCUUUCUUGAUAAUCUUGUGUCGUUAUUUUGAAGUACUACUUCUUUUUUUCGUAUUUUUCUUCUAUUAUUUUUUUCAGAGGUGGUGUUUGGCCGCUGCCAUGGACGAUUUCCUACGAUUCGUACAACCACACGAUCAACCCAGCUAGCUUUUACUUCACCUCAAAGGUUGUCUUUUUUUUUUUUGAACUUUGGCGCAAUGUUUAAAAAUAAAACUUGAAGGUCGGCGCAUGCGACGUGAUUGACAAAGCGACAGCCAGAUAUCUGAAAAAGUUCCUUUUUCCUCGUUAUAAGGCCGCUUCUUAUUCGGAUCAGCCGGCGACUUUGACGAGUUUGGUGAUAACCGUGGCUCAAGGAUGCGAUCAGGGCUAUCCGCAGUUGGAAAUGGACGAAAGUUGUGGGUUUUGAAGUGAAAUGAUGUUAAACGGAAACCCGGAAUAUAUUGGGUGGAAAGUUAGAAUUGAAAUAAGAACAAGAACUCAAAAAUAAGCAAAUUUUUUAAUAAGAUUGAAGUUGAAGAGAGCUUUGAACUUCAAUUUCUUGAUAGUUUUGGAGCUUUUGAUCAAUCUAUAAAAUUAUCAAAAUGUCUUUUCAUGUCUUGUUAACUAAAAGAGUUCUUCAGACCAGCUUUCUGUCACCCAAGGAAAAGCGAUCGCAACUCUCACUGCGAACCAAGUUUGGGGCGCUCUUCGAGGCCUCGAAUCCUUCAGCCAGUUGAUUUAUUUGCCCGACGACAACAAGGUUAUUUUCAUGGAAAUAUAGCAAAUUUCAGUAUGAGAGACUAUAGCAGGCUUUUUUUUUUCUCAAAAUACUCUAAAAAUGCAAAAAGAUCUCCUCGAGCCUCAAUUCUUCUUACCACUGGUUUGAUCUUCCCCUAACUUCUUCGGUUUUUUAUUAAAUUUUUAAUUUUUUUAAAGACUUAGUUUUCAGAAAGUAUUACCUUUAUUGACAUGAUAAACAUGCUUUCAAGAAUCCUUUGAAUGAAAAUUUGCACGUUCAGUUCCGAGUCCGCGCUGCCUCAAUCGCCGACUCGCCGCGGUUUCCGCAUCGAGGCAUUAUGAUAGAUUCGUCGAGGCAUUUUCUCCCCGUCGGCGUGAUCCUUCAGAAUAUCGUUAGUCUUGGAAUAUUCUAAAGAAAGGAUUUUAUUUCAGGAAAUCAUGGCGAUGAACAAGAUGAACGUUUUGCACUGGCAUUUGGUCGACUCCGAGGCUUUCCCCUACACUUCUACAGUUUAUCCCCAGCUUUCACAGAAAGUUAUUGAAUAAAUUCUUUUUUAAACAUGAAAAUUGAAUUUUGAGGGCGCCUAUUCUCCAAGACAUGUGUAUUCUGUCGCUGAUAUGAAAAAAACGUCAUCGAUUUCGCCAGACUUCGAGGAGUUCGAGUCGUUCCAGAGUUUGACACCCCAGGUUUUCUUUUGUGAAUCAAAAGUUCACACAAACGAUUUUUUUCAAUUUUUUUGAAUAAGUUGAGAGCUUUAAAAAAACUGUUUUGAAUGUUCAGAAGGAUAAAAAAAAACUCAAGUUCGAAUUUGAAAUGCGCGAAAAAAAAGUUCAAAACUUUUUUUUGGUCAAGAGGAAUGUGAAAGCUAGUUCCAAUUUACAGAGAUUUAUUUUUCGACGUUUUUUUCAUUUCAGAAAAACUGAGAAUUGAAGUUUUUUUAUAAUUCAGAAUUUUGUAAUUCACUUUUUUUUCUUUUGCUAUCAACUUGUUCAUGGCCUACACUACCAAAAUAGAAACUUUAGCUAAGAGUACUGUUUCAUUCAGAAAAUGAAGUGUCCCAUGCGGUGGAAAGUUAUUCAAAAAGAAUGCGAACGAUCUGUGAAAAAAAUGAAAAAUAAUUUUUUUUAAUGUCUUAGUUUCUUUGUUCUGAAUAGUUUCGAUACUGGGAAAAAUUUUUUUAGUGACCACUAUAGAGGUUCGCUAUUUAGUGUCCACUUCAGUAGUUUCUCAUCCAGUAUUCCUUCCAGUAACUCUGAUAAUUUCAAAAUAAUCAAAUUGGACCAGUUAUGUUGAUCCAUUGACCCCUAAAGUGGCCACUAAAAUGUCUUGUGGUGUAUUAGAAGCACUUAGCCCUCUAUAGUGACCACUAAUUUGACUACUUUAGUGGCCACUAAACGUCAAAUCCCUAUAAUGGCCACUAAAAAUUUUCCCAGCAAGCUUCCAAUUUUCGACUUCAAAUAGAAAAAUCCUGGUCGCACGUAGAAUGGCUUAACGCGUUUCGGUUGAAAAUUUGGGACUUUCGAAAUGUUGCCGAUCCAUAGAUUUCACGCCGCGCAAGUCGUUUGUGGUCCGAGGCAAUUUAUUUAUAUCGAUAUUUCUAAAUACAAUCAACUUUUUCUUCUAUUUCGGGACGGUUUCAGGCCACACCGGCUCGUGGAGUUAUUCGAUUCCGAACCUCGCCAGCAAAUGUUACAACUCGAAUGGAGCCAUUUCCGAAAUGUCCAACAUCAUCGACGCCACCAUCCCGGCCAAUUAUGAUUUCCUCUCAAACUUCUUCACGGUUUCCAUAAAAAUCAUGUAGAGAUUCAUUCCGAAUGGCUUCCAGGAAGCUCUGGCCCUUUUCAAAGACAAUUACAUGCAUUUCGGUGGCGAUGAGGUGGCCUACGACAUGAGGGAAUGCUGGUAAUAUAUAUUUUUUAGAGAUUAAAAUUCAAAGUUGGGAAAUUUGAGGUAUAACAAUCAAGAUGUUCGCAAAAGAAUGUCGGACAUGGGCCUGGGGUCUGAUACUUCCGCCUUGCUCAAUUAUUACUGGAAAAAGUGGGCUUUAAAAGAAUUAAUUUGUGAAAAUGAUCCAAUGAAAAUUCGACAAAAACUGCCAAAAAUUGUUUAGGCUCUGAAAUCGUUGUCAAGAGUGCUCCACGGAGAAAAAAUUUUUUUUUUCAUUUUUUCCUGAAUUUUUCCUGAAAGAAUUUGGUCAAAGGUUUAAAAAAAGCCUGUGAAAGGGGCAAAAAAGGCUCUCUAUAGGGAUAAAAUUCAGGUGGUCUUUAUUGGGGGCUCAAGAUCUGACUUAAGGGAUACCUAUAGUGACCUUUAAUUUUUACAAAUCUGAAAAAGACGUAUUCGAUAAAAAAAUUGAUGAGAGCCACUUUUGCGACUUUCAACUCCCCCUAUAAGGGAGGUAAAGUGAUACCUAGAGAGAACCUUCAAGGGCCCCUAUAGGGACCACUCUAACGUUCCUAAAAUAAUUUUUUGUUUUCUUGUAUUUUUUCAGGCUUUUCGGUAUCAUUGAUAAAGCGAGAGCUGGCACUAAGAAGGUCGUUUGGCAAGAAGUUUUGGACAUGAAUGUUCCGGUUUGAAAUUAACGUCCUUAAUAAAUGAAGAAGAUGUUUUGAGGCAACUGACUCGAUCGCCCACGUCUGGAAAGGAGACACUCUCGACGAAGUUAUGCAGGAGAUGGCCAGCGUUACGAUGAACCACAAGGCGAUUUUGUCGAGUUGCUGGUAAGAAUCCGAACAGACUCUAUUCAAAGUUAUAAGCAAAUAUAAAAAUGCAUUCCUCUUCAAUGACUCGGACAUGACUUCUCUGCGUCCUCCUCAUCUCUAGUCAACGCUCUCCUUUUGACGUGCUCUUUUCGUGUUUCUCUGACCGGAGAGAGAAUAGAGACGCAGACACUCGAAAAAUUUCAAGUCACAGCGAACGGACCAUAUAGGAAGCUAAUGACUGAGAGUUAAAAAAAGGAUCGAAUUUUGAUAAAAAUUCCUACAAAUUUCAUGAAGAUCCCAUCAUUUUUUGAAUAGCCAAAAAGGUUAAAGUUUAUCAGGAGAGUUUGAGAGAUUCGUCUAUUAUGAGCAAAACCCGUGAAAUAUAUAAACUUAUAAGCAUUUUCAAUAAUUUUUUGAGCCAGUGGUCAUAAAAACAUUCAAAAGGGGAAUAAAGAAAUAGAAUAAAGAAACUUUGAAGCUUUUGAGGAGGAAUAUUUGGUUUUUUUUUUUCAAUUUUCAUGUUUUUCGCUUUUUUAAACGUUUCUCUUCACAUUAAGAGAUAUUUGGCACUUUAUUUCCAUUGAUAUUCUCAAUUCUAAGAACUAGUCCCGUGCUUUUACAGGUACCUCAACUACAUAAAAUAUGGGGCCGACUGGGGCUACGUCAACGAACAGAACAUGAGGGACCGUGGAAUGUAUUAUCAGUGCGAUCCGCAGAACUUCACCGGAACCCAGGCGCAGAAGGUUCCUCAAAGCUUGUUAUCCAGGAGUUAAUCCCGAUAAAACAACAAAAUCUCCGUUUCCAGUAGUUUUCUUAUUCAUUUCUUCGUAGAAACUGUCAGUUCUUAUAAUCGCUUCCGGGUUAGAAAUAAGAAGAGUUUUUCAAGUUUAUUACAUUGUAAAAAGAUAAAAAUAGAUAGUUCCAAAGGGUAUUUUUCAAAUUGCAAUUAUAAUUUGCAUACGCUAGGCGACGAGACAAUAAACAUCAGAAGCUGGUCAGGCUCCUCAAAAAAAAAAGAAUAAAAUAUAAAAAAAAAUUUGAAGGACCGCGUGUUGGGAGGAGAAGCGGCGCUUUGGGGCGAGUUCGUCGACAGUACCAACCUCAUUCAGCGUCUCUGGCCUCGGGCUUCCGCCGUCGCGGAACGGCUUUGGUCUGAUCCCAAGCAGACGACUUCGGCCGACGCCGCCUGGCCUAGACUUCACGAAAUGAGGUUCAGAUUCAUUUUUUUUUUACCCUGGAAAGACGUAUCGGGGACAGGUAUUGAAAGAAUACCGAGCACAUACCUGGAUUAUGAUAAUGUAAAAUUCAUUUAUUUCAAGUGUAGUUGUGCUUAUCGUUCUCGGUACGUACCGAAAGCGUGGAAUGGUAUUCCGUUAGUUUAUCACAUUUUUAUAAAAUUUGGCAAGGUACCCUCGUGGUACCAUUAGGUAUCAGACCCCUAGACUGUUCAAUUUAACACACGUUUUCCCAGAAACGCGAAGAACCCUUGCUACGAGAUUUUUAGAUUGAGUCUUCUGAUUUGUGGUUAAAAUAACCGCACAAGACUCUGGAAGCUUCGCAUAAGAAAUUUUAGGGUUACGGUAGCGAAAAUACCGAAAAAACCUAAUGUUUAAUUCUGUGCUCCAAAUUGAAUGAAGUCUACUUUCAAUGUGAUCUUAAAAAAAAUUGAACCUUUUGUGUAGAAAUUGUUUUAAUUUUUGGUUAAUUUGAGGAAAAAUACGUAUUCAAAACCUAGAAGUUUAGCAAGUUGGAACUUCAAAAGACUUGUCCCGGGACAUCGGAGAAUGUUAUGACCGAUUCCGAGAAAACCCUAAGCUCAAUAAGUUUUCUUUGUCAGAUGCCGCUUGCUCGGACGUGGCUUCGCUGGAGAACCGGUCAACGACCCCGACUUUUGUCCUUUUGAAUGGGACGUCCAGUAUUCAGAUUAA
Molecule: messenger RNA, 7042 nt
Organism: Caenorhabditis auriculariae
Lineage: Eukaryota; Metazoa; Nematoda; Chromadorea; Rhabditida; Rhabditidae
Source: the annotation of a GenBank genome assembly